GUUAUCAUCAAUAGAAACUAAGGAUUGAAAUUAUAAGCUUAAAACAUUCAAAAUGUCAAUACCAAAGAUUGUUUUUCUGGCAUUUAUAUUUUCACUAGCUGAAAUUGGUUUUUCAGCUAAGCUUGUUACUUAUAUAUUUGGUGAUUCCUUAACAGAUGUUGGGAACAAUAAUUUUCUACAAUAUUCUUUGGCUAAAUCUAAUUUUCCUUGGUAUGGAAUUGAUUAUAGUGGUGGCCAAGCUACUGGAAGAUUCACCAAUGGAAGGACUAUUGGUGAUAUCAUAUCUUCAAAGCUUGGAAUCCAAUCACCACCAGCUUAUUUAUCAGUGCCUCAAAAUGUUGAUGCCCUUCUCAAAGGGGUAAAUUAUGCAUCUGGUGGAGCAGGGAUUCUCAAUGAGACAGGACUUUAUUUUAUUCAGAGGUUGACUUUGGAUGACCAAAUAAAUAGUUUCAAGAAAACUAAAGUAGCAAUCACAGCAAAAUUAGGUGAAGCUGCUGCCAACAAACAUUUCAAUGAAGCUAUGUACUUCAUUGGAAUUGGUAGUAAUGAUUAUGUCAACAAUUUCUUGCAGCCCUUCAUGGCAGAUAGCCAACAAUAUACUCAUGAUGAGUUCAUAGAGCUCUUAAUCUCAACCUUAGAUCAACAACUUAAGAGUCUCUAUCAACUAGGAGCACAAAAAUUGGUGUUCCAUGGACUUGGUCCACUAGGUUGUAUUCCAUCACAAAGAGUUAAAUCCAAAAGAGGACAAUGUCUAAAGCAAGUUAAUGAAUGGAUCCAACAAUUCAACUCUAAAGUACAGAAACUAAUCAUCAAACUAAACCAUGGUCUUCCAAAUGCAAAACUCAUCUUUGCAGACACAUAUCCAUUAGUUCUUGAUUUAAUCAAUAAUCCAUCUGUUUACGGUUUUAAAGUAUCAAAUACAUCUUGUUGCAAUGUGGACACAAGCAUUGGAGGUUUAUGCUUGCCAAAUUCAAAGAUGUGCAAAAACCGCAACGAAUAUGUAUUUUGGGAUGCAUUUCAUCCAUCAGAUGCAGCAAAUGCUAUACUUGGAGAUAAAUUCUUCUCUAGUAUUUUCUCAUCAGCUCCUUCUGCAGCACCAAGUCCUUCACCUUAGAAUCAUAUACAUCAAUUAAUUUAAUAGUUAUACCAAAGAAUAUUCAGCUGAAUAUGCACACAGUUUAGGAAUAUGGGGGACUCAAUCACAUCACAUUGCAUUUUGUAACUAAUGCAGCCAAGUCUAAAGUGUAACAAUAAUCAAUUAUGUUACUAAAGAUAUAAUGGUAUACUACUAAUUCAAUUAUAAUGGAUUUCUCCAA
Trifolium pratense (red clover) is the source of this 1316-nucleotide messenger RNA. RefSeq names its product GDSL esterase/lipase At5g37690. Gene Ontology annotation, molecular function: hydrolase activity, acting on ester bonds. The coding region runs from base 53 to 1114 and encodes 353 amino acids. The record is from RefSeq and is a predicted model, not a curated record. Lineage: Eukaryota; Viridiplantae; Streptophyta; Magnoliopsida; Fabales; Fabaceae. The transcript is spliced from 6 exons.